AUGCCGAUUCCGUUCCCUGAGCUGCACCGGCGGGGUGCAAAUCGUUUGCAGAAGGACGCCGCUCGGAAGUUGGGGCUGAAUUUCUGCGUGCUGAUGCUCAAUCAUCUACAUGGCGUGCAGCUUCCUUGGAAAGCUGUGGUUCCUCCCUUGGGCACUCCCCUCAACAAAAGGCAGUGGGAGGCAGUCCAGAGGUUGAGGCCCCAUGUAGAUUGCUGGAAUGAGCAACCUGAGAUUGACAGCGAUGCCAUGGGCCGCGCUGCGGUCAAGGUGGAGGGCAUCGAGAUGUUGCUGGCAGACUUAGUGCGCCAGAGUGGCAGUUGGACAAGCAGCGCAUCACCUGAAGACCCCUCCAUGUCUUCGACAUUGGAAAGGCUGUUUCAACAACGAGCUGAAUGGGAAGUUCCUCUUUCCAAGUACAGAGGGCGACAGGAAGUUUUGCCGCGUAGCUGGGGCCACCGGCCGGCAGAAGGGGAAGCCGUAGGGAAGUCUACUGCAGCACCUCUACACCCAGCAAAAGCUCUUGAACCUGGUCGUCUUCGUUUUUGGGGAGUCCCAAGUUUUGAUCCAAGACCUUUCUUGGAUGAUGCGAAUGCAGCCAUGUUUGAGCAUCCCCUCCAGCAUGCUCUUUUACCGGAGGAAUCUCUAAGGCCGAUCCCCCGGGUGCAGGUCAGGCUUCAUCCCAAGGACAAGUUGAAGUUUCUCAGAACGCUGGACGCCUGCGGGCGUUUAGCCUUACGACCUGCGCGACUGGUGCGCUCAGGCUUUGAAAAUGGGGCCUUUGCCAUCCCGAAAGACGCACAACGGGAUCGCAUGGUUUUGGAUGCGCGUCCGCCCAACUGCUUGGAAAGAAGUGAGAGGAGAUGGAUCAAGUCUCUCGCAGGAGUCCAUCAGCUGUUGCAUUUCUUCUUGGAGCCCGAAGAGGAGGUGCAUCUUUUUGCAGAGGACUUGCGUGAGUUUUAUCACGCGUUUGUGAUAUCAGAAGAGCGCACCCUGCGGAACGCCUUCAAGUUGCGUGUGCAACCUCAUGAAGUCGAGAACUUGCAGUGUUUUCACAAAGGUUUGUAUGAGGAGACGGAACUGGUGCCCUGUUUGAAGACUAUGGCUAUGGGAGACACGAACGCAGUGGCGUUUGGGCAGGCUUCCCACUUAGGCGUUUUGCUGCAGUCUGAGGUUUUCAACUUGGAUGACUUCAUCACACUUCAUGGUCGUCCUCCUCGGCAGCGCUGGCUGGCAGGACUGGUCAUUGAUGAUCUGGUGUUGCUGGAAGCUAGAAAGCGGCAUGAAAGGCCACAAAGCAGUCUCUGCGCUGAGAAGAUUGAGGCCGUGAGAGCCCAGUAUGAGCGAGUAGGGUUGCCCAGGCAUGCAGGUAAGGCGGUUUUUGAUGAGACGUGUGGCAGUUUCUGGGGGGUGCAACUGGAUGGCAAAGCAGGGACAUUGCGUCCAAACAUGACACGGGCGAUCCCCUUGGCCAACAUCAUCUUACAGGUACUGCAACUUGGUCAUGCCACUGUUGGGUUGCUUGAGGUGAUUGCUGGAUCUCUUGUGGCAAUUUUUUCGUUGCGGAGGAGGUUCAUGAGUUGUUUGGAAGAGAUCUAUGCAGCACAACAAGGGCGAAGUCGGCAGACUGUUAUCAGUCUUUCAGCUGCACUGCAGGAUGAGCUGUGCAUGGCAGUGGCAUUGCUUCCUUUGACCGUGAUCGACAUGCGCCUCCAGCCUUCUGCAAGGCUGGUAGCAUCAGAUGCCUCUUCCACAGCGGAAGCAGCAGUGUCCGCCGAAGUGGGGCCACAGUUCACCGCCGAAGCUCAACGCCAUGCUUUACAAAAGGGACUUUGGAAUCGCCUGGUGAGCCCUUACCAGGCGUACUGCAAGGAGAAGGGCUUUGAAUGCGACGCAGGAGAGUUGCCGGAUGGGAAAUAUGAGAUGCAUCCGCUCUGGCAAGAGGUAGUGCAGGCCGAAGUGUUUGCACCGUUUGGUCAGGUCCGCAAGAGCAAGAAAAGGAGGCAUAUCAACAUUGGCGAAGUGCGCGCUGCUUUGGAAGCAGAAAGAGAAUUGGGAGAGAGGGAGCCCGACAGCUACUACUUGCACUUGCAGGAUUCUCAGGUGAGUCUUGCGGCAUUGGUGAAGGGACGAUCGUCUUCCAGACACUUGAACAAAGAGAUCCGUGCUUCGAUACCGGAUCAUGUUGUCUCUAAUGUGAGACCCUUCUACGGGUUCGUGAGGAGCAAGCUGAACCCAGCCGAUGACCCUACGAGAGACGCACCUCUCCGGCGCCCCUCGAAGGAACAAGCCCUAUGGAUGCAGGAGCUGAAGAAGGGCAACUGUGACGCCUUCGAUGCGGAGCUCAGCAAAUGGGGGCUGGAUUUGCAGCAGUUGCGAGGGCUACCUGAAGAAAGCGAGCUAUGGAGGAAGAUGCCUGACAAUCUAUUGAAUGGCCGCCAGAAAAAGUUUUCGACCUGGGCACAGAACAAGAAGAAGAAGCAGCCGAUGCAGCCUGCAUGGCCCGUGACGCAGGUUGAGCACAGUCUCCCUGUGGGUGGUUUGGGCCGGUCCCGCGACCGACCCCUCCGCCCUGGUGAGGAUGAGGAAACCUCGACUGCGAUGGUCGGGGGGGCCCUCCCAGGUGCACACCCUAUAUCGGGCCCCGGCGCAUCCGGCGAAGCAGAGCUCCAGCGAGUCUCAACUUGCAGACAUCAGCCGCCCUUGACCGUGACGCAGGUCGAGCCAGGUCUCCCUGUGGGUGAAGCUGACGAUCGACCCCGCUGCCCUGGUGAGGAUGAGGAAACCUCAGCUGCUGUGGCUGGGGGGGCCCUCCCAGGAGCACACCCUAUAUCGGUCGGGCAGGCAGUUGUGACGCUGGAAACAGACGCAGCCUCCUCAACAGAAGGGCAGAAAAUGAGCAAGCGCUACACCCAGCAGUCGGGCAGGACCGUGACGCAGGUCGAGCCAGGUCUCCCUGUGGGUGUGGUGGGCCGGUCUGACGAUCGACCCCACUGCCCUGGCGAGGAUGAGGAAACCUCAACUGCGAUAGUUGAGGGGGCCCUCCCAGGUGCGCACCCUAUAUCGGUCCGACAGUCGACUGCGGCGCUAGAUGGCGCGAACAAGGAGGAUGUUCAGCGCACAGGCGUUUGCAGUGAAGCCCGUGCCCUACUGUUGCAGCUGCCUAGGAGCCAGUUCCUUUGGAGCAAGAGCUUUGACAGUUUAGAGGACGCUCUCGACCGCUGUCGAGGCGUGUUAGACCUGUUUUCAGGUUCCCACGGAGUGGCCAAGGCGUGCGUUGAAGUUGCGGAGGUGUGGGUCCUUACGUUUGAUAUCCAGCAUGAUGACAGCGAGGACCUGCUGGAUCCCAAGGUGCAGCAGUUGCUAAGUAGGUUGCUCACACUCCGCAGCUUUUUAGCCAUGGGCGCAGCUCCGGUGUGCGCAUCUUUUUCAGUUGCCAUCACCCCUCCUUGCAGAAGUUUGGAAUAUCCCCAAGGUUUACCUACUUGCUCUGAAAAGCAAAAACUAAAGAACGAGCAAGGCAAUCUGAUGCUGAAAUUUGUUCUGGAGAUGGUUCUGUUGUGCCUGCAGUUAGGUAUCUAUUUUUUCGUGGAAAAUCCUGAUGGCAGCUGGAUGUGGCGGCAGACCCGAGAACUCUCUUGGAAGCAGAUUCUGAGUUUUAAAACUGGGGUUUCCUUCACGAAGUUGGCGGAGCCCUAUCCGCGCAAACUGUGUCUGACCCUGGCUCUGGCGCUGAUGGCUGAUGCUGGCAAGCUUGGUGCACGCCGACGUUUGGAUGUAGCUGCAUGUGCAAAAGCUGGUUGCUGCCGCAUUGGGGAAGCAAUCAACCCUGGACCUCGGCGAUCGCGAUUGCGACCCGAGGUGGACUUGGCUCUGGCGCUGAUGGCUGAUGCUGGCAAGCUUGGUGCACGCCGACGUUUGGAUGUAGCUGCAUGUGCAAAAGCUGGUUGCUGCCGCAUUGGGGAAGCAAUCAAUUCUGGACCUCGGCGAUCGCGAUUGCGACCCGAGGUGGACUUGGCUCUGGCGCUGAUGGCUGAUGCUGGCAAGCUUGGUGCACGCCGACGUUUGGAUGUAGCUGCAUGUGCAAAAGCUGGUUGCUGCCGCAUUGGGGAAGCAGUCAACCCUGGACCUCGGCGAUCGCGAUUGCGACCCGAGGUGGACUUGGCUGGAAUAGAACUGCUGGAGCCGGCGACUAUAGCCAUACGUGAGCGGGUGACUGAAAGCUUUUUGUCCUGGUUUUCCUCUGAAUACCCGGACGCGGACUUUGCCACCUGGGCAGGGGCUGUACCCUCGCUUGCAGUGUUAGCUCUGGUGGCUUUUGGGCAUUACAGCUAUGACAUGGGCACCCCGCUGCUUUACUACCGGCAGCUGCUUGCUCAUAUGCAGCGUUCUUUUCUACAACUCAGGCCGUUCAUGAUGACUGCCUGGGAGACAGUUUCGAAGUGGGAGCUUAUGGAACCAACGCAGCAUCGACCUCCUCUACCUGAGCCGCUGCUACAUGCCAUGACCGUCUUGGGCAUAAGUUGGGGUUGGCCUCGGUGGAGUGCGGUCUUGCUUGGGUGCUUUUAUGCGAUCUGCAGAGUUGGAGAAUUUCUGACGGCUCAGCGGAAGGACGUCCUGACUCCUCAAGAUCUGUUGUCUGAUGAAGCAGUGAUUUAUUUGCAAAUAAAACUGCCUAAGACACGGCGUCGAGGGGCUGCCGUCCAGUAUGCUACAAUCAGUGAACCUGCCGUGGUGCAAUUUUUAUGCUCAAUUUGGGACAGGUUGAAACGGGACGAGUUUUUGUACCCUGGUUCUGCAGGCGCUUUUCGUAGCAGAUGGGAUGCAGCUCUGAAGCAUAUUGGCAUUGGGAAACAGCAUAGGCUGACACCCGGGUCUCUUCGUGGAGGAGGGGCCGUUGCUUGUCAUAGGAGAGGCAUUCACAUUUCGGACCUGCUUUGGAAGAUGCGCCUACAGCAUCAACGUACACUGUCCUAUUAUCUCCAAGAAACGACAGCGAUGUCAGUCUUGCCUGCACUGGAAGAAUCGGUGCGAACCAAGGUGCAGUUCCUAAGGGACGCAUUGCCGUUGUUUCUUCACCAACGUGGCCCUGCAGCGCACACCUCGUGCAAAGAAGUCGCCGACCGCCUUCGUACUCGCUGUCAGCCCAGGUGA
Cladocopium goreaui is the source of this 5151-nucleotide messenger RNA. The record is from the annotation of a GenBank genome assembly. NCBI's taxonomy places the organism in Eukaryota, Dinophyceae, Suessiales, Symbiodiniaceae.